Messenger RNA from Aspergillus nidulans FGSC A4, 741 nucleotides. RefSeq names its product putative GPI anchored cell wall protein. The record is from RefSeq and is a predicted model, not a curated record. Bases 217 to 741 code for a protein of 174 amino acids. The transcript has 3 exons. Lineage: Eukaryota; Fungi; Ascomycota; Eurotiomycetes; Eurotiales; Aspergillaceae.
CCAUCACAGUCCCUUAUCAUUACUUCAAGAUCACGUCUUCAUCUCUUCGAAUUACUGUCUGUCUCUCGUUAAGCAGACUACUGUCAUUCCUUAAUUUGAGUCCACGGUCUUUCGCACUGUCAUUUUAGUCACUCCUUCAUAACUCACUGUCUUUACGAUCCCGUUGAUUCCCCUGAACCGAACCACUGCAGUUUCGACUCCGACUCCUUCGUCAUAAUGCUCUUCGCCAAGUCCACCGUGUUUAUCGCUCUCUUCGCUCUUGGCAAGGUUGUUUCUGCUGCUGGCACCAGUACACCUGCCUGUCUUCUUACUGUUGUGGGCCCCGAAAACCCCGGUAACCUCAAAGCAAUCUGCAAGACCAAUGGCGACGAGAUUCAGACUUCGAUUCGCGAUGUCUGCGGAGAUGAUGCCAAGGAUGCCCUGAAUUACUAUGCUGGCGUCUGCAAAGAUGCAGGCUACGAAGUUGAUAUCUCGUCGUCCUCGACCACAACUUCUUCGCAGACCAGCACCAAGACAUCGGAUACAGAGUCCAGUACUUCUGGUAGCGCGACCAGCACGGAUGGUGCCAGCUCGACCUCUGGCUCCGACAGUGACUCCGACUCUAACUCUGGCUCUGCUUCCGCUUCAACAACCGACAGUGCAGAUACAGCCACCCCAACCAAUGGCGGCUCCACCGACAAGCAAGUCUCCGCCGCCGCAUUUGCUGCUGUCGUUUUCCUUGGAUUCGCUGCUACACUCUAG